UUUGCAAGCUCCCCUCCGCCCCCACCCCAGUUUCCAACAUUGACUUUGAAGAGCGGCCUCAUUAAAGACGAAGACUGAAAGUUUUACGUAUGUUGGAAGACUUUCCCCGUCCACGCUGACUUGGAGGCAGGACUGAACAGGAGGGGUGAGAUUGCGCAAGGCUUUGAGUGGCUGGGGGGGAAGCCAAGGCAGGAGACCGGCCUCUGAAAGAGGUCCUGGGGUGGGAGGACGAGGAGGAGGAGGAGGAGGAGGAGGAGGUGCCUCCAGCCGUCCCCUGCACGCAGAUGGAGUCCACACUUUUGCUAAGGAGGAGACAGUCAGUUCGGAGCUCCUGCACGCUGUGACGACCAGGCGCGAAAACAUGACACGGUGCCGUGGAUGGAGAAGUCCAUCGGUGACCCGCGCGGCAGCGCACGCCCUUCCCGACCGGCCGCGCGCGCGCUCCUGCGCGUCACCCGGUGGGACUCGAUGGAGGAAUCGGAGGAAGCAGAGACCAGAGACGACGACCUCUGUGAUGACGGCGGAGGUGCUGCUGUGGGUGCUCCUGUUUCUAUUGCCUCUGGUCAACAGCGCUCACGUUAAAGCCGAUGCCGGUGCCGUUGGUGCGGGCGUGGACUCGGACCACAUGGCGGCCCUGCUGGGAGGCCAGGAGCAGCGACAACUUCCAGUCCUCCCGGAGGUGAUGGAGGACAAGGAGCGGGAAGACGAUAACUACCCGUAUUCUCCUUGGCAUCCUCUGUAUGACCCUUCCGUUGUCGAUGAAGCGGACGACCAUCCGAGCGCUCGCUGGGUGGGCCGCACGGCACGUUCCUCGGACCCCUCCAAAUCUCAACCGAAAGGCUCGGCUAAGAAAAAGAAGAGGAAGAAGAAAGAAAAGGACGACGCCGAGGACGCCGUGAAGGGAGAUGGAAGAGGCCGAGGUAAAAACAAGCAGCCCAAGCAGAGCAGCAGGGACUGCCGCGUAGAGAAACGAGAGAUGAAAGUCCGCGAUCUGGGACUCGGCUUCGACUCGGAUGAGAUCGUCCUCUUCAAGUUUUGUGUGGGCUCCUGCCAGUCUUCCAGGACUAACUAUGACCUGGCGCUGAAAGCCCUGCUGCAGAACGGCUCGCUCCCGCGACGCACCUCCCGCAAGGUCAGCAACCACCCAUGUUGUCGACCCGAACGCUACGAGCCCGUGUCCUUCAUGGACGCUCAGACCACAUGGAGGACCAUCCAGUCCUUAUCUGCCGCGAGCUGCGUUUGUAUGGGCUGAAGGAGCCCAGUCCUCUCCAGUGAUUGGACACAUGGGAGGAGUUUAAAAAAAUGCACCAAAGACUCACGAAGCAGGAAGUGAUGGAGUCACUUCCUGUUUUUUUUUCCCCUGUCCUGGAGGACGCGGUCUGGGUGCAGCCCAUUACUAGACCAGUGUUUCCCAACCUGUAUUGAGCCGAGGCACUCCUUUUAUCUAAAAGAAAUGUCACAAAAAGUGUAUAUGAAGGGUCAUUAUACCUUCUGCCAUCCUGUGGAAGAGCAUUCUAUGCUUCUGCCGGUAACUAUAUGUCACUGGCAAAAAUAGAUGAACAAUACAGUACAUGUAGAAAAAUUAAUCAUAAAUUCCUGAUGAUCUCUCACAGCACACAGGUUGGGAAUUAUUGGACUUGGGGGGGCAAAGGUCACAAGCAAAGCCAAAGAGGAGGCUUUGGAAAGCUACUUGAGCAUUUAUCCAAUAUCCUUGAAAUCCAGGAAUAAGGUCCAUGUACUAGUCCACGAGUAAGACAAUUUAGUAGAACGACUAGGGCGCACUACUAGUAAAACUGUAGUAGUUACUAGUGCUUGGCAAUACUGUAUGACAGUAGUGCACUAGAAUGACAUCUACAGUUGUACAGGAAAGUUACUUUUGAGGCAAAAAGGUGCGCUACGAUUCCAUAUAAAUGCUCAAACGGCCAUUUGAACAUGUAUUCAAUAUCCUUGAUAUCCAGCUUCAGGUUAGCAUGACAACAAGUAAGACCAUUUAGCGCUCUAUUAGAACGACUAAGGAGCACUAGUAUGACAACUA
This is a messenger RNA of Hippocampus zosterae (dwarf seahorse), 2035 nucleotides long. RefSeq names its product artemin. The coding region runs from base 362 to 1252 and encodes 296 amino acids. The transcript has 5 exons. Gene Ontology annotation, molecular function: receptor tyrosine kinase binding; growth factor activity; glial cell-derived neurotrophic factor receptor binding. Lineage: Eukaryota; Metazoa; Chordata; Actinopteri; Syngnathiformes; Syngnathidae. The record is from RefSeq and is a predicted model, not a curated record.